AUCCGUGUUACGUCGCUCCAGGAAGUUUGCUGUUUUAAGGUUUCGGAAUGGCGCUUACCAACCCGAGACAGAUGUUUUCUAACCCGGUAAGAUGCUGUUUUCUUACGGGUGUGGACUUAAACUUGCCUUCACUUCUAACCCGAAUCAGAACCAGAACUUCUAGCUUAUUCGUGGGAGAAAUCUGUGAGUUACCUUAGCUGCGGUUCGGACUUUUCUCUUUAGAUUAUCUCGACACAAACUUGGUUGAUGUAAAAUCUUUUUUUCCUGCCUUUGAACCAUUUUACGCCGCGGACUUGUUUUCGUUUCACCCAGAACGGAGCUAAAAACGUUCUUGGCUUUAUUUUUCUUUAACUUUGGUAACGGAAGCCUUAUCCGUCCUCAUAAUCAGGGAAUUCCGGUCGGGAAUGUGAUCCCAUCCCAGUCAGGUGAAUGUCGCGUGCGCUCUCGCAGCUGCUGCUGUAACCAGUAACACCAAAUAAAAACCUUUUUAGCCUCGUUUGUUGUUUCGAGCCAGUUGUCUCUGGGUUAGGUUAGUUGUCAUUAGUCAUGGGUAGAUGAAGCCUCAUGAAGCGUUUCAGCACAUUCCCCAAAUAGUAUCGAUGCUGUGUCGACACAGUGCUGCUGUUUUGCUCUAAAAGGACACCUACUGGACUUAAUAUCGUUGCAGGCGAUCCCCUUCGCCGGGACGGUUCUGGGUGGUCUGGUGCCGGGGGAGAUGGUUGUCAUCCAGGGCUCAGUGCCGUCUGACGCUGACAGGUUCCAGGUAGAUCUCACAUGUGGCAGCAGCACGAAGCCGCGGGCUGAUGUGGCGUUUCACUUCAACCCGAGGAUUAAGAAGUCAUGCAUCGUCUGCAACACGCUGCAGAAGGAAGCGUGGGGCCGUGAGCGGAUUCUGCACCAGAUGCCCUUCAGAGCUGGAGCUGCGUUCGAGCUCGUCAUCCUGGUCCAGGAAGACCAGUUCAAGGUGGCGGUGAAUGGAGCUCACGUGUUGGAUUACAAACACCGUCUGGAGCUGGAGCGAGUCGACACCGUCCUUAUCCAGGGAAAGGUCAGCGUUCAGGUAGUGGGCGUCGUCCCUCCUGCUUCUAACCCCGUCUCUCCUGCCGCCAGCCUCAGCAGUCUGGACUCCGAGCCAGUGAUGUCAUCGUCAGGUGACCUGAGCGUCCCCUUCAGAAUGCAGCUGGACAACGGGCUGAGCGUUGGAAGCAACAUUGUCAUCAAAGGACAAACCAGUAAGAAAGCAAUCAGUUUUGCUGUGAAUCUACGAGAGUCAGUCGGCAGCAACAUCGCUCUUCAUCUUAACCCCCGUCUGAAGAAAGGAGUCUUCGUCAGAAACUCCUUCCUGUCCGAGUGCUGGGGUCCUGAGGAGACCACGCUCAAGUCCUUCCCCUUCGAAGCAGGCCAGUACUUUGAGAUGAUCAUUUGCUGCGAGCUGAAGUUCUUCAGAGUUGCUGUUAAUGGAUUUCACCAGCUGGACUUCAAACACAGAGUCCAGGACUUGAGCCGGAUCAGGCAGCUGGAGGUUUUGGGAGAUGUUUCCCUGCUGGAAGUUAGGAAGGUUUGAGGACCGAACUCAGAAACCGGAUGAAGAAGAACUUUCCAGUGUGGUAAACGAGGAGCCACUUGUUUCUGAUCUUGCACUCUGUUUUCCUCCUUAUUGGAGCACAAGUACUGUUUCUCUUACAACAGGUUAUUCUGCAAACACCAAGGACAUUUCUGACUUGCACUUUAACAAAAUCAAUUAUAAUAAAAUGCAUAACUGAUAACUGCAGUAGCUCAGCAGGUUGUCCAGUAAUUGGAGGGAUGCGGGAUUGAUCACGGCUGCCAGAUGUGUUCUUGGGCAAUACACUUGAAGCUCCCUACCUGUUGAUGGUGGUCAGAGGGACCUUAGUGUCUCAGAGCAGAUGUAGCUCAUCACCAUCAGGGAGUGAGUGGUCUGUCCAAGUUCAGAGUCAUUCAUCAUAACUUCUUUGCAGAAAUGUUUGCUGGCUCGUAUUUCCAGAUUCUAGAUGUUAAAACCAAACUUGUGCAUUAAUCCAGCUGUUCAGUCCAAACAUGUUUUCCUGUGAUGCCAGGGAUCAUCGUACAGGAGCAGAGGGUUGCAUGAGAAUGAAGAAAUUUAACAAGUCUUUACAUUUAUUGAUUAAGCUAAUUUGUUUUGCAGAUUUGCUUUCAAAUGACCUCAGGUAUUAAAAGAAAUACAACCAAA
This is a messenger RNA of Nothobranchius furzeri (turquoise killifish), 2209 nucleotides long. The record is from RefSeq and is a predicted model, not a curated record. NCBI's taxonomy places the organism in Eukaryota, Metazoa, Chordata, Actinopteri, Cyprinodontiformes, Nothobranchiidae.